GGCUAAUGGUGUUGAGUUGAUGAGUAAUGUUGAUGACCUCUCUUAUCAAAUAUUUAUCAACCAAUUAUCACAGUGGAGUGAAGUAAUUUUGUCAGCAGGAAGUAUAGGUAGCCCCCAACUUCUCUUAUUAAGUGGAAUUGGCCCCUUAGAACAACUUAAUGAAUUGAACAUUACUGUAUUAUUAAAUCUGAAUUCAGUAGGGAAAAGGAUUCAAGAUCCACCACGCACAACAAUCAUUCUAGAAUCUCCUGAACCACUUGAAUUUGAACAAGUACAAGUAGUUGGCAUAAUAGAUAAUUCCCAAGUCAUCAUUGAGGCUGUUAGUUUUUUUGAACAACAAAAUGUCGUAGACUAUCAGUAUAUGGGAGCUAUUUUAACCAAGGUCUCUUAUCCCUUAUCAAGAGGUGAGCUUCAACUUAGUAACAAAAAUCCCCAAGAUAACCCACUUGUAAGAUAUAACUACUUUUCUCAUCCUUUUGAUAUACAAGAAUGCAUUCUUGGUGUGAGGUUAUUGUCAAAUCUUACCAUGACUACUUCUAUUCAGAAAUUUACCUUUAAGGGUAGUGGAAACUAUAACAUCCUUCAAUUUAUAGGGUUUGAGUUGCCACAAAAUCAAUUAGACAAUAAUGCUUUAGGAAAGUUUUGUAAAGAUACAGUACAAACAUUUUGGCAUUACCAUGGAGGGUGUGAAGUUGAUUAUGUGAUUGACAAAAGGCUUCAUGUGAAAGAUAUUGAUAAUUUGAGGGUCGUGGAUGCUUCAAUUUUCAAAGAUAGCCCUGGGACUAAUCCACAAGCCACUAUCAUGAUGCUUGGAAGGUAUGCUGGAGUUCAAAUCCUUCAAGAAUGGAUGAACAUUUGUGAAUAUUAAACCAUUUUCAAAUCUCGACAAAUAAAAUUUAUAUACAUUUU
This is a messenger RNA of Cryptomeria japonica (Japanese cedar), 909 nucleotides long. RefSeq names its product protein HOTHEAD-like. The transcript has 2 exons. The record is from RefSeq and is a predicted model, not a curated record. Gene Ontology annotation, molecular function: oxidoreductase activity, acting on CH-OH group of donors; flavin adenine dinucleotide binding. Bases 20 to 868 code for a protein of 282 amino acids. NCBI's taxonomy places the organism in Eukaryota, Viridiplantae, Streptophyta, Pinopsida, Cupressales, Cupressaceae.